UUUUUUGUCCCGAAAUUCGCUCUUUGCGAGUUUUAUUCUUCAAUCACCACUUCGUAUCGGCACACUUUGCCGGCCCCUAAUUACGCCUUCACACACAUUUGCGGGCGGCCUCGCAUCAAUCAACCAUUUUCCCAACGAAUUUGAGUUUCACUCAUAUUUUGUCUCGUUUUGAGCAUUGAAAAAUAAAAGCUCUCCUGAUCAAUAUUAAACCUCCGUCAUUCCCUCGGCCGUGUCUUUCGACAAUUACUUUCGACCGUUCAACUUUUAACUCAAAAAAAUCAUCAAAAUGCCUUCAAACUACGAAAGGCUCUCCCGCCCUAGCGGCGACACCACUCUGGCUGUCCCUGAAAAGGCUGCUUCAACAACUCUCACAGUCAACGAAACUCCUCGCGUCAGCACAACAUCGACGCCUCAGACAGACAAACUCAACCCCUUCGACACCGACAUUGAAGCCAUGGUCACAAACACACGAACAGAAUCAAACAUGCACAAAACAUCGAGCAGCCCUCUUGCCAGAAAGACGGACUGCCAAGUAUGGCCAGGAAAGGACCACUGGAAGCAACAGGCCAAGGCCGCAAAGGCAAAGAACCGCUGCACCUGUAUGGCCCACCUCAGCAAGCGCAAUCGCUGGAUCGUCAAGGGACUCAUCAUCCUUCUUGUUGUGGGAAUCGCAGUUGGUGUUGGUUUUGGCGUCAGCAAGCCACUCAACGCGCCCAUAUGGGGCGACAAAGACGACAAGUAAAUUCAAUUCGUUUCUUCUGUCCAAGCAUACUAGACACCCGCCAUGGACUUCUUUUAUCGCACAAGGGCUUUGUUUGUUUUUCGGUUCAAUUGCCUAGCGCGCUGGAUUUUCCUUUUCUUUCCCACAUCAUGAACAGGCGUUAUGGCGUCACAUUUACUUUCAAUUGUGGCGGCGAGGAGUGAUGGAUUACAGAACAUUGGGUCUUCUGUUUUUACAGUUUCGCUAUUUACUAUAUGGUAUAUGGUCAGUAGACUAGAGUCUAGAGGAAUAAAGAGUCUCCUCGGAAGGAGAC
Messenger RNA from Fusarium graminearum PH-1, 1034 nucleotides. RefSeq lists its product as uncharacterized. The transcript is spliced from 2 exons. Bases 287 to 742 code for a protein of 151 amino acids. The record is from RefSeq and is a predicted model, not a curated record. Lineage: Eukaryota; Fungi; Ascomycota; Sordariomycetes; Hypocreales; Nectriaceae.